Acanthocheilonema viteae is the source of this 342-nucleotide messenger RNA. Lineage: Eukaryota; Metazoa; Nematoda; Chromadorea; Rhabditida; Onchocercidae. The record is from the annotation of a GenBank genome assembly.
AUGCUGCAGAUACCAAAUUUCCCGGAUUCAAAUAUUGCUUAUGAUGGACGAAUGGAAUGGAAUCCAACCAAAUCGAUGGAUGCUACAAUUCAACAAUUUCGUAUCGCCGUACUUAGCACAAAUGUCAGAGUUAUUAAACAAAUUCUUAAGGAAGUGCAUAAUGUUACUCCCGGUCAAAUAGGGCGGCUUCUACCAUUGAUCACUGAUCGAACAUCAGCUGAACCGACCAAAGAAGCAUUGAUGACAGCAAUUUGUAUUGGAAGUCGUCCAUUGGUUGAAUUCAUUUUAUCACUUUUCAUGGAAUAUCCCGGUGAAGAACGUAAUGGUCCGUGCAUUAUUUAA